Messenger RNA from Humulus lupulus (European hop), 947 nucleotides. RefSeq names its product signal recognition particle 9 kDa protein. The transcript is spliced from 5 exons. Gene Ontology annotation, cellular component: signal recognition particle, endoplasmic reticulum targeting. Gene Ontology annotation, biological process: SRP-dependent cotranslational protein targeting to membrane. Gene Ontology annotation, molecular function: 7S RNA binding. The record is from RefSeq and is a predicted model, not a curated record. NCBI's taxonomy places the organism in Eukaryota, Viridiplantae, Streptophyta, Magnoliopsida, Rosales, Cannabaceae. Bases 309 to 620 code for a protein of 103 amino acids.
AAAAAGAAACACUAAUUAAAAUGACCAACUUUCCUCCUCCCUUGUCUGACCCCAUUCGUUCGAGAAAGACAGUCUGAGCGCCCCUUCCUUCUCACCUCACAAGCCCAUCUCCGUCUCCCCGUCCCUGUCCUCGGCGGCGUGACGUCGGACCCACUCGACUCGCCGCCCCUCCUAAUUGAACAAUUCUCCGUCGACGGCGUCCCAGCCCACUCCGCCUCCGGGUCUCCAUCUCCCUCGAUCGUUGCUAUAAGUGUACUGUGCACGUACGGAAAUCUUCAGAUUGUUAAAACUGUUGUUUGAAAGGCGGAAUGGUUUAUAUAACUUCCUGGGACGAGUUCGCUGACCGAUCUCUACAAAUGUUCCGUGCCGAUCCUGAAUCUACACGAUAUGUUAUGAAAUACAGACAUUGCGAUGGAAAAUUGGUUCUCAAGGUCACUAAUAAUCGGGAGUGUCUGAAGUUUAAGACAGACCAAGCACAGGAUGCUAAGAAAAUGGAAAAGCUCAACAACAUGUUUUUCACUUUAAUGGCUCGGGGUCCUGAAGCGGAUACAUCUGAAGUUACCGGAAAAGAGCCGAUAGAUGCACAGCCAGCCAAGAAAGGAAGAGGAAGGAAACAAUAACCUUGUUAGCUAAUAGAGAAUGGUUAUUUUGACAAAUCUUGUUUGACUUAUGAAUUCCUCUGAAAAAAAAAGGUUUUGCUAGCCAUUUUUUGCAUUUUCAUUUAGCAAAGACCUUGAGACUCUCUCGAAUUUGUUCUUGUGGGUCUCAAAAUGCAUAUCAUCUUUUGCAAUUUUUGGUCUUUGCAUCUCUUGGAUUCAAGCGCAUUUAUACUCUUUAACUGGCUCUAACUUUCUGUUUUUGAGCAUCUAUCUCUUUAUGUCAAAACUAAUGAAUUUAUCUUCUUCCAUCACUUGUUCUCAAUGAAAAGUUUUUUGGGAUAUUUUCAA